AUGUGGCACCAGUGCAGUUGGAAGGACAGAGCCCGUGAGUGUCACCCUGAGUGUGGGAUCCCUCACCAUCCCGAGGGCUCUGGAGUCACUGCCAGGCUCUGGCUCUGCUGGGACAGGGAUCAGGUGGAUCUGCUGGGUCAUGGGGAGCUCAGGUGGCACCACCCACACCCUCAGUGGCUGCCCCAGAGCCCUCACCUGCCUGUCCUGCCCCAGGUGUUCCGGCUGGAGGACUCCUGCUGCCUCUUCACCCUGCAGGGCCACUCGGGAGCCAUCACAGCCGUGUACAUGGACCAGACCAUGGUGCUGGCGAGCGGUGGCCAGGACGGGGCCAUCUGCCUGUGGGACGUGCUGACGGGCAGCCGGGUGGGCCACAUGUUCGCCCACCGCGGGGACGUCACGUCCCUGACCUGCACCACGUCCUGCGUCAUCAGCAGCGGCCUGGACGACGUCAUCAGCAUCUGGGACCGCAGCUCGGGCACCAAGCUCUACUCCAUCCAGCAGGAGCUGGGCUGCGGUGCCAGCCUGGGCGUCAUCUCGGACAGCGUGCUGGUGACGGGGGGCCAGGGCUGCGUGUCCUUCUGGGACAUCGGCUACGGGGACCUGCUGCAGACCGUGUACCUGGGCAAGAGCAACGAGGCGCAGCCGGCGCGGCAGAUCCUGGUGCUGGACAACGCCGCCAUCGUCUGCAACUUCGGCAGCGAGCUCAGCCUGCUCUACGUGCCCUCCGUGCUCGAGAAGUUGGACUGAGCAGGAGCGGGGCAGGCGGGACCGAGGGGGCUCGGCCCGAGGGGACGGGACGGCGGCUCCAUCGCUCCGGCCGUGCCUCCGGCACCUCCCCACCUCAGACACCCGGCAGGGCCCCGCCUUCCUGCUCCUCUCCCUGUCCCAGCACCUUCCCUGCCGUCCCGGGGGCUCCCAGGGAUGGUACAGAGGGACACAGGGUAGGGCAGGGGGGAACAGUGGUGGUGGCUCCCAGCGCUGACCUGCCAGGGCACGGAACAGCCCCCGGAGAGCCCCGGGGGCAGCGGGGAGAGGGCCGGGACCGACCCCCCGGGCGUGGCUCAGCCCCCACGUGCCUUAGGGCGUGGCAGGGCCCCCAGCCCCACCCCGGCCACAGCAGCCCUGCCCUAUUUAUUUAUAUGCUGUAAAUAGUUAUUAUUUAUUGGGGCAGGGGGGCACGGGGGGUCAGCACCCCCCUCACCCUGGCACAGCCGCCCUGCCUGGUCCCUCCUGCACCCCGUUUGCAGCAAUAGCACCUUCCUCCUCCUCCUCCUCCUGCUGCGGGGCCAGAGGAGGCUUUUCUCAGGUUGGGAGGGGCGGGAGCCUCGCCCACGCUCCUGCAGGUGCUGGGGAGGGACCCCCG
This is a messenger RNA of Manacus vitellinus (golden-collared manakin), 1363 nucleotides long. RefSeq names its product sterol regulatory element-binding protein cleavage-activating protein-like. The transcript is spliced from 4 exons. Gene Ontology annotation, cellular component: Golgi membrane; endoplasmic reticulum membrane. The record is from RefSeq and is a predicted model, not a curated record. Gene Ontology annotation, molecular function: sterol binding; protein binding. Gene Ontology annotation, biological process: SREBP signaling pathway. Bases 1 to 747 code for a protein of 248 amino acids. Lineage: Eukaryota; Metazoa; Chordata; Aves; Passeriformes; Pipridae.